CUCAUAUCCCUAGCAAAAGAUUGCUUCUCGAAGCCAGGCACGGCGAUUACGCAUCUUUAAAUCCUUUACCAAGCAGCCUCAAAUACAACUUGGAUUCACAGCCAUGAGCACGUCAACUCGCCAGCCAGCUUGUGGACAAUGACAAUGUAUACACUGUAAUGUAAUUUGUUGUGCCAUGAUGUGACAGUGAGUACUGUUAAAGCAGCGUGAUUCACGUCUGGAAAGGGCGUCGCAUAGAAAUGGGCAGGCUUGGCGGCGGGAUGCAUCUUCAUCUUUUUUUGCUUUUGGGCCUCGCUGGCAAAACGACUUGGACAACACCAGCCUUUUCACCUACCACAACCCUGCUCAGAACCGUUUAAAUUCGCUAAAACACCGACUUCAGUACACUUUCCAGAGUCAAGAUGGGUUUCACCGACUUUGUCUCCGACAGCGGCCUUACGUUGCUCAACAACUGGCUCCGAACUCGCUCAUACAUCUCUGGCUUCCAGCCAACUCAGGCCGAUGUUGUCUCCUUCAAGGCUUUGGACAAGGCCCCCGCCGUUGAGAAGUACCCCCACGCCUACCGCUGGUACAACCACAUCAAGUCAUACGAAGCCGACUUCUCCACGCUGCCUGGCGACCCAUCCAAGCCAUUCACCACCUACGGACCUGAGGCAGUUGCCGUGACCCAGAACCCCAAGGAUGCCCCCGAGGCCGAAGAUGAUGAUGUCGACCUGUUCGGCUCCGAGUCAGAGGAGGAAGACCCAGAAGUCGUGGCCGAGCGUGAGAAGAGAUUGGCCGAGUACCGCAAGAAGAAGGAGGGCAAGGCCAAGCCCGCCGCCAAAUCCAUUGUCACCCUCGAUGUCAAGCCGUGGGAUGACGAGACCAAUAUGGACGAGUUGGUGCAGAACGUUUUGGCCAUCGAGAUGGAUGGUCUUGUCUGGGGUGCUCACAAGUUGGUGCCGGUUGGCUUUGGUAUCAAGAAGCUUCAGAUCAACUUGGUUGUUGAGGACGAGAAGGUUUCCCUCGAUGAGUUGCAGCAAAAGAUCGAGGAGGACGAGGACCAUGUCCAGUCCACUGAUGUCGUGGCCAUGCAAAAGUUGUAAGCCUUCACAACUAGAGGAAGGCAAUCGAGUUAGGGCGCAGCUUUGCUUUGCGCAGAAAGUCUUUGGCUCGAGAAAUCGAUGCUGUGCUGCACUGCGCGCUCCUUUGCUUACGAUAGAUGAAAGACGAAGAUGAUUGAAACGUCCAAAUCAUAAGCCUCACAUCAACUUCUGCCCUGUCCCGUCAGCCUGACGACGUACAAGAUUGUACUGGUACAGAUACAUUGUAGAUGUAUUAUUGCAUAGUAGCUUUAUCUUCCGA
Molecule: messenger RNA, 1344 nt
Organism: Exophiala dermatitidis NIH/UT8656
Lineage: Eukaryota; Fungi; Ascomycota; Eurotiomycetes; Chaetothyriales; Herpotrichiellaceae
Product: elongation factor EF-1 beta subunit
Exons: 3
Coding region: 402-1085 (227 amino acids)
Biological process (GO): translational elongation
Cellular component (GO): eukaryotic translation elongation factor 1 complex; cytosol
Molecular function (GO): translation elongation factor activity; guanyl-nucleotide exchange factor activity
Source: RefSeq, a predicted model, not a curated record